AUGUCUCUAAAUUACAUCAAAAACUUCUAUGAAGGUUGUGUAAAGCCUCCCACUGUGAUUGGUCAAUUCCACACCCUUUUCUUUGGAUCCAUCCGGAUGUUCUUUCUUGGGGUGUUAGGCUUUUCAGUCUACGGGAAUGAGGCUUUGCACUUCAGCUGUGAUCCUGACAGGAGAGAAAUAAACCUCUUCUGUUACAAUCAGUUCAGGCCAAUCACUCCACAAGUAAGUUUUUCUGUGUUUUGGGCAUUACAACUAGUGAUUGUCCUGGUCCCUGGUGCUACUUUCCAUCUUUAUUCUGCAUUUAAAGACAUCAGUCAAGAAUGCAUUCUUCAAAAGCCCAUCUACACUGUGGUUUAUAUCGUCUCUGUUUUAGUAAGAAUCAGUCUCGAGGUGACUUCAUUUUGGCUUCAGAUUCACCUUUUUGGUUUCCAAGUCACACCUCUCUACCUGUGUGAUGCUGGAUCUCUGGGCGGAAAGUUUACUAUUAUAAAAUGCAUGGUGCCAGAUCACUUUGAGAAGACCAUCUUCCUCAUUGCAAUGUACACAUUUACUGGAAUUACCAUGGCAUUAUGUGUUGCUGAGGUUUUUGAGAUCAUAUUUAGAAGACUAUGCUUUCUAAGUAAGCAACCCAGAGGUUGA
Molecule: messenger RNA, 639 nt
Organism: Pipistrellus nathusii (Nathusius's pipistrelle)
Lineage: Eukaryota; Metazoa; Chordata; Mammalia; Chiroptera; Vespertilionidae
Source: the annotation of a GenBank genome assembly